CAAGAAUUUUUUGGCUCAAGCCUUUAAUCGAUCGAUCGCGGCUGCUGCCUCGAACAGAUCCAAUGAACUCUUGUGUUGGCUUCACGUCGGUGGCGCUCGUGUGCAUGUCGGGGCUGCUCGUAUUCCUGAGCGUGGCCUGGCGAGGACCAGCGGUUGAAUUAAGUUCUGCGCUGGUAUUUGCCAGAGCAGCAUGAUCAAUGUGAGCGGCCGCACGGGCAGCACGGUCGUGAAGUCCAGGCGGAAUGCCGCUGAGGCCAAGCAGUGCAAACAAUUGCCUUGUAUCCCAAGUCUGAAAGUUUCGAGUCGGUCGUCCAAGUUGCAGAUCAUGGGACAGGGCAAGGGUGGCGCCACGGUGUCCGCCCAGAUCAUGUUCAAUUUUCUGAACAUAACUGAAAAGGCGUUGGAGUACAGCCGCUGGAUUCACGAUUACCGUUGCGAAGUAUUCAACAAGGAUCCAGACCACAAGUCAUACAAGUGCUCUGAGUGCGGGCUGAAUGGCUUGAAGUGUCUCUAUAUAGUGCGCAAUCCGUUGGAUCGAGUGGUCUCUUCGUACGUUCACACCAUGAGUACCAACAAUAUGCACACAUCUAUCAGAGGCAAAAUCGCAGACUUCGCAGCAGAUGCCUUUUUCGCGGAGUUCAUCGCUUUCUUGAAAGGCACUGCAGCAACGGGUCGCCGCUAUUGGGGUGACCCUCAUUACCUGCCCCAGUGCGACACGGUCUGCGAACAUACUGAAUUUGACCGGGUGCAACAUCUCCUAAUCGAGAGCUUGGAUGCUGGAUUGGCUUGGUUCGGCCAAACCGAAAACAUACAGGGCCUGACCAGAAAUAACAUGUCAUCGAAACACUACGUCAAGAAGUCCUCCCGGAUGGAUCCAGGCGCAGCAUAUCUCCGCUACAGCAAGCAUCUGCAUGAUUCGCCUCCGUCUUACGAGUCCUUUCUCGCCGAGCCCAGCAUAUUCAAGGAUGUAUGUUGUUUUUUCCGGACAGAUAUCGAGUUGUACCGCAAGUCAUGUUCUGCAGAGUGGCUGCAGGGGUGCGCAGAAUGCAUGGACAGUUGUGCCAGAGAGCUACGGAGGUUGGCGCCCUGCAAUGAUGUGUAAUUAUAGCCGGAGUGCAGUAUCCCCAAACAGGGUUUUUAGACCCACUGCGGUUUCCAAGGUCGAUUGCGUGCACGUCCAGUGCGGGCUGGCAUGGCAUGUUGAAACAUGCCUCUCCUCCUCCUCCUCCUCCUUCUCCUCCUCCUUCCCACGCUCUCAGACUCCACGCAUCCAUGCGGCCCUUCAUCCAUGCCCGCGCGCGCCCAUAGCAUCAUUCCUCCAUACAUCCAUACCUCUACCUCCGUACCUGCUCCGCGCAAGCAACCUGCACAACCUGACUGGCUGGCAUGCGUGUGGCUUGUCGCCUGUUGGACUUCAGUAAUGUUCUAACGCGCUCUCUGCGCAUCGCGGCCCAAUUGGCCGGCGUUUGUCGCGUCGACGGGCGGCGCGCGACUGGAAGGAAUUUGACCGCGUCCGCGCGACUGGAAGGAACAAAAAUCCUCUCUCCCCUCCGUGUCCUCUCCUGCUUCCGUCUCUCCCCUUCCGUCCCGUCGUUCCUUCCCAUUCCCUCUUCC
This is a messenger RNA of Prorocentrum cordatum, 1614 nucleotides long. NCBI's taxonomy places the organism in Eukaryota, Dinophyceae, Prorocentrales, Prorocentraceae. The record is from the annotation of a GenBank genome assembly.